UCCCGAAGCACUACAAAAACCCUCGACCCAUCGCCUCCCCACACACCCCGCCCGCGCCGCCGCCGUCGCAGCACUCCGCGAACCCUAGCCCUCCCUCUCCUCCGCGGCGGCUUUGAGCUACCCGCAGCCAUGACGUUCAAGCGGAGGAAUGGCGGGCGCAACAAGCACGGGCGCGGCCACGUUAAGUACAUCCGCUGCUCCAACUGCGCCAAGUGCUGCCCCAAGGACAAGGCUAUCAAGCGGUUCCUGGUGAGGAACAUUGUUGAGCAGGCUGCUGUGAGAGAUGUGCAAGAGGCUUGUGUGCAUGAUGGAUAUGUUCUUCCCAAGCUGUAUGCAAAGGUGCAUCACUGUGUCUCAUGCGCAAUCCAUGCUCACAUUGUCCGUGUUCGCUCUCGGGAGAACAGGAGGAACCGUGAGCCUCCGCAGCGCUUCAGGCGCAGGGAUGAUGGCCCGAGGCCAGGCCAAGGCCCGCCGCGCCCAGGUGGUGGUGCACCUCCCGCGGCCGCUACCGCUGUUCCUCGUACCUAAGUUCUGGAAUUUGUUUUCGGGACUUAGUUUUUGUCACCGAUGCUAUAAUGGACUACUGCUCUUUUGAGAAAACAACUUCGCUGUAUCCGUUUGAUCUUAAUUUCCUUUAGCACAAUUUGUGGUUCUUUAUCAUCCGUGUUAGUGUUGAUAUGAAACUGUUGGUUGGAUGCUGUCAGAUGCAAAUGCAUUUAGUAUUUCGACAU
Phragmites australis (common reed) is the source of this 731-nucleotide messenger RNA. RefSeq names its product small ribosomal subunit protein eS26-like. The coding region runs from base 130 to 528 and encodes 132 amino acids. Gene Ontology annotation, molecular function: structural constituent of ribosome; mRNA binding. Lineage: Eukaryota; Viridiplantae; Streptophyta; Magnoliopsida; Poales; Poaceae. Gene Ontology annotation, cellular component: ribosome; cytosolic small ribosomal subunit. Gene Ontology annotation, biological process: translation. The transcript has 5 exons. The record is from RefSeq and is a predicted model, not a curated record.